AUGACAAGUUCAUAUUCGAUUACUAUUCCAAAAACUAAUCUCCGGUUAAAAAAAGUAUCAGAUUUUACUACUGGUAUAUUUAUUGAUAAUUCUGGUUCAACCUCUUCUCAAUUAGUUUCAAUAGGAAAAAAUGUUUUACAAGCUGAAUUAAGUAUCUGUCAAGCUACUGAAUUUAAUCAUAUUAUUCUUUGGAAUACAUCGGCUAAAUUAUGUACAAAUAUCAAUUCAGUAAGACCAGAAGGUGGUACAAAUCCUACAGCGAUAUUUCAAAAUGAAUUAACUAAAAAAGCAUUCGAUCAAUCUGAUGUUAUUGUAUUUGUUACCGACGGAGAAAUUGAUAAUAGUAGUGUUACUCAGUUUGCAACUCAAACAAAAGAUAAUUUAAAUAAAGCAUUAGUUAUCUGUAUUAUUGUUCAUAAACAAUUACCAUCACCAUCACAAAUAAAUAUAUCUGUUGUUGCACCAUUAAUGAUGACUUCAAAUGUUUUAUGUCUUUAUUAUGAUGGUGAAGUGUUUUAUAUUCUUUCAUCAAAAGGUUAUAUAAGUAAUUUUUAUAAUCCAUCUGAAGAUUUAAAUGAUUAUAAAAAUUUGAAUACAUUAAAUAUAAAUGAUUUAUUUCAUAAUAUACAAAUCUAUGAAUAUAGAAAAAUUCCUGAUGGUUGUAUACCAAUUCGUGAUAAUGAAAAUGAAAUAAUUGCUAUUGAUUUUAAUCAAUUAUUAAAUACAAAAGAUUUGAAUAAAAUUCUUGAAUUAUCAGAAAAUGAUUGGAAAAUAUUAAUUCAAUAUGGAAAAAUCGGUAAUAAAUUAAAUGAAUUACGAACAUUUGUUUCUCAGAUGAAAAAUCAAGCAAUAGAAUUUGAUAAAGAAAUAUGUAAAUUAAAUUUUAAUUUUAAUUAUUCGAAACAACGUGAUGAAAUUAUUUCCAAAAUUGUUACAUUAAAAUUAAAUGAAAAUGAAUAUACAAAUGAAUUAAAUCAACUUCGUCAACAACUUCAUGAAAUAUCUGAUCAAGCUAAAAUUGAAGAAAUUCAAUAUCUUAAAUAUAUCAAUGAAAAUCUUCAUAAAACACGUCAAUAUUGGAAUAAUAUUCAAAAUUUAAUUCAUGAACAAGAAAUAGGUUCGUAUUCAAUAAAUGAUUUUACAUUUGCAUCAAAUCGUGCUAAUCGCGCAAAAAUUUUAACAACAACUGAUGAAGAAUAUUCAAAUAUAACAAAUAUAUUAGAUCAUACAAAUGUUCCAUUAUUUGAAUGUGCAAUUUGUAUGGAACAAGGACCAUUUGUUCUUUGGUUAAAACAACCAACGAAUAUUGAUGAUACAACAAAUGAUUUUAUUAUUAAUUUUCCAUUAGAAGGAAAUGAAAAUUUACGUCAUUGUAUUGUUUCAAAUCCAGUCUGUGGUUUAUGUGCAAAAUCUUAUAUGAAUGCAACAAUGAAUAAUUCAAAUCAAUUAAUAACACUUUAUCGUGAAUCAUGUACGGGUUUUAUUCCAUUAAAUUGGUCAAUUGAAUCAAAUAGAAAAUAUAUAAAUUAUACAUUAUUUCAAAUUUUAACUGAAAAUAAAAUUCUUCCUCAUGUUCAAAUGUUAUUUUUAUCUAUGAUUGAUGAUUAUAAAUCGAAUUGGUUUGAUCAACAAAUAAAAGAUUAUCUUUUAAAAGAAAUUAUUGAAAAUAUUUAUACAACUGAUUCAUUUUCUGAUGAAGGUAAACGAAUGAUAUUCCGAGAUGCAUUAAAAGAAAUUGUCAAACAAGAAGAUAAACUCUUACGACAACCAUUUAAAGCUGUUUGUAGAAUUUUAAAUUUUAAUUAUAAUUUUCAUCAACUUGAUCACGAUAUUAUUGAAGUUAUUUUACGAAAACGUUUUGCUCUUAUGUGUAUUGAAAAUCAAUGUUCAAUAACAAAAUUUGGUCCUGAACAUUUAAUUAUUGUUAAACAACAAUUAUAUGAUAUUCUUUUCGACACAUUAUGCGGAAUUCCACUUUAUGGUUCAUUAAAAAAAAUUAAUAUUAAUGAUGAAAAAUUAAAAGAAUUUUUAAAAAAAUCUUAUUCAACGUUUAGUAAUUCAAUUGAUAAACUUACUACAAAUAUCGGUAUUGAUAAAACAACAAUAUUUCCUAAUGAAAUUGUAUCAUUUGUUUUAUAUCUUUUAACAACAGUAACAGUACAUGAUCGACCUAUGAAAUUAUAUAUUGAUUUUAGUUUAAAACAUCGACCAUUACGAGAUAAUAUGCAAAUAGAAUGGUCAGAAUUUGAAGGGAAUGUUAAUAAAAAUAUUUUUGGUAAUUAUCAUUUAAUAUCUGCAGUAUCAAUACCUAGUUAUGCAAUAAAUCUUGGGCCAUUUUCUUGUCCAAGUAAAUUAUUUUUUAAUACAGAACCAUUAUGGGAUAAUAAUCUUGAAAAUAAAAAUAUUAAUAUAGUAAUAUUAAUGAAUCAAUUAAAAAUUAAUCUUGAUAAUAAAUUAAGAGAUUUAUAUGGAAGUUGUGUACCAAAUAAUUCUAGUGCGCAUAUUCUAUUACAUCGAAUUGUUGCUGAAACACUUGAAACUAAACAUGGAAAUGAAGAAAUAAUGAAUGAAGAAAUGAUUAUGAAUUGUAUGAUUCGUAUAGGUCAAACAGGUGGAAGAAAAGGAAAUAUUUACGCUGAAUAUGUUUUUCCAGUGGUUGUUUUAGCAAUUGAAAAUUAUUUAAAAUUUCGUCAAAUGACACAAAAUAAAUUUCAGAUUAAUGAUGAAAAUUUAUCACGUUCAUAUCAAUAUAAAAUUUUAACUGAAUUACUUGCAAGUGGAAUGAAAUAUAAUGAAAUAACAAAUGAAGUUUUAUUUGAACCAUCGAAAUUAAAAGUUCCACAAAUGCUUACUAUUGAAAAUAGUAAUAUCAAUUUUAAUGAAUUAAAAAAACGUGUUCAAGAACUUUAUAUUACUUCAACAAAUAUCUCAAAAAAUAAUAAUAAUAAUCAAACAUGUUUGAAUAUUGAAAUAAAAGAUUUUAUUGAAUUUGCUUACAAAAUGAAUCCUGAUGAUCUUUUACCAGUAUGGACACAAGAACAACAAAAUAUUGUUCAUUCAAUUAUUACUGAUGUUGAUCAAAUUGAACAACCAUUAAAAUAUGUAGCUGGAUUAGAUAUAAGUUUUGUUAAAACUAAUGAUAAAGCAGUUGCAUCAAUGGUUAUAUUUGAUUAUGAAACAUUGAAUAUAGUUGCUAAAAUAAGUGUUAAUUGUAAUAUGAAAAUACCAUAUAUUGCAAAUUAUCUUGCUUUUCGUGAAGCACCCGUAUUUAUGAAAUUAAUUGAUAUACAAAAAGAACAUUGUCCACAUUUAACACCACAAGUUAUUUUAAUGGAUGGAAAUGGUGUUUGGCAUCCACGUCGUGCAGGUAUUGCUGCACAUUUUGGUGUUUUAAGUAAUAUUCCAUGUUUUGGUGUAUCAAAAAAUGUUCUCUAUGCUGAUGGUAUUACACGUGAAAAAAUUGAAGAUUUAUUAACUGAAAAAGCUCCAAAAGAAGAUCAAUAUAUUGAAGUUAUUGGUGAUAGUGGAAACGUUCUUGGUUUAGCUUAUAAUGCAACUGGAUUUGUUAAAAAUGCUGUUUAUAUCAGUGUUGGACAUAAAAUAACAUUACCAACAGCUUGUAAUAUAUUCAAAUCAGUAACUAAAUAUCGUAAUUGUGAACCAAUACGACAAGCUGAUUUACUUAGUAGAGAAAUGGUUGCUAAACUUACAUAA
Messenger RNA from Adineta steineri, 3714 nucleotides. The record is from the annotation of a GenBank genome assembly. Lineage: Eukaryota; Metazoa; Rotifera; Eurotatoria; Adinetida; Adinetidae.